Molecule: messenger RNA, 1131 nt
Organism: Photinus pyralis (common eastern firefly)
Lineage: Eukaryota; Metazoa; Arthropoda; Insecta; Coleoptera; Lampyridae
Gene: Zfrp8
Product: programmed cell death protein 2
Exons: 1
Coding region: 59-1075 (338 amino acids)
Cellular component (GO): cytoplasm; nucleus
Source: RefSeq, a predicted model, not a curated record
UUAUUUAACCUAACUUUGCAGUUCAUUGUUGUGCGUGCUUGCUUUUUAAUUUUUUAAGAUGUCUAAUGUACCUCCCACUGUAGAUUUAGGUUUUGCAGUAGAAUGCGAUGCAUGGAAGCUCGAAAGUCGCUUAUUUCCUAGUAAAAUUGGUGGAAAGCCUGCAUGGUUGGAUCUGGCUAAUCUUCCGAACUCUACAGAUCUGCAAUGUAACCUGUGUCAUAGGCAAAUGAUAUUUCUCUGUCAAAUCUACGCCCCAUUUGAAGAGGACGAAAAUAAUUUCCAUAGAACACUGUUUGUCUUCAUAUGCAGAAACUCUGAGUGCAGCGUACGAGAUACGAAUAAUAACUUGAAAGUGUAUCGCAGCAAUUUACCGCGUGUUAACACAUUUUAUUCAGAAGAGCCUCCUUUGGAAGAACCCGAUUUCACUUUCUCAUUAAGUAAGUGGAUUAGAUUAUGUCAGCUCUGUGGCUGUGUGGCAGAUAAAUCAUGUAGCAAAUGUAAAGUUGCAUAUUGCUGUCGAGAACACCAAGUUAUCCACUGGAAGCAGGGGCAUAAAAAUCAAUGUGGCAGUGAGGUUAGCAACACUCCUCAAUCGACAGUGCUGUUUAAGGAAUAUGAACUUGUAAUUGAGACAGAAGCAGACAAUCCUAAAGAGAAAGAGGCAACGGAAGCAUGGAAGGAAUAUCAGCAGUUAGAAUCGGAAGGAAACUUGGGCAGUAUGGCGCACAUUUCUGAAACGGAACUUCAAGCACACUCGUAUGCGAUGGAAGAUCGUACAUUUUUGCAAUUUCGAAAACGUACAGAAAUGGAUCCGGAUCAAGUUAUACGUUACGAAAGGGGUGGUAAACCAUUGUGGAUUGCUGAUAAGCCUGUGUCUCUCUCAGUUCCCAACUGCGAAUUAUGCAAUGGACCAAGGCAGUUUGAAGUACAAAUAAUGCCACAGAUGUUAAGCGUGUUAGGUGAAAAUGAUUUAGAUUGGGGAACUUUAGUGAUUUAUACGUGCAUAAGUAGUUGUACUGACAGACCAGGUUAUAAAAGGGAAUUUGUGCUUAGACAAGAUGUUUCAAAUGAAUAGUUAGUUGCCUAAUAUAUGAUGUUUAUGUUCCCUUGUAAUUAAACUUUUUUGAAAUA